This is a messenger RNA of Stegastes partitus (bicolor damselfish), 3621 nucleotides long. RefSeq names its product succinate-CoA ligase ADP-forming subunit beta (gene sucla2). Gene Ontology annotation, molecular function: metal ion binding; ATP binding; succinate-CoA ligase (ADP-forming) activity. The transcript has 11 exons. Lineage: Eukaryota; Metazoa; Chordata; Actinopteri; Pomacentridae. Gene Ontology annotation, cellular component: mitochondrion; succinate-CoA ligase complex. Bases 16 to 1416 code for a protein of 466 amino acids. The record is from RefSeq and is a predicted model, not a curated record. Gene Ontology annotation, biological process: succinyl-CoA metabolic process; tricarboxylic acid cycle.
UCCUCCGCGGUAGACAUGGCGACGUCCCUGAUCUGCGGCCGUUUGACGGCUAGCCUGAGAACUUCAGGGGCCAGAAACUCUCUCAGCUCCGCCACCAAGGUUCUCGGUGGUUCUUCUGGUCUGUUCGGAGGCCAUGGGUCCCAGCAGCAGCCUCCCCACCUGCAGCAGCAGCAGAGGAACCUUUCCCUACACGAGUACAUGAGCAUCGGCCUGCUCAAGGAGGCCGGCAUCUCCGUGCCGGCCGGCAUGGUGGCCAGCUCCUCGGAGGAGGCCUACGCCGUGGCCAAGCAGAUCGGUUCAAAGGACCUGGUGGUGAAAGCUCAGGUGCUCGCCGGUGGCAGAGGAAAGGGGACGUUUGAGGGCGGACUGAAGGGCGGAGUGAGGAUCGUCUACUCACCAGAGGAGGCCCGGGACAUCUCAUCCCAGAUGAUCGGCCGGAAGCUGUACACCAAGCAGACCGGGGAGGCGGGUCGCAUCUGCAACCAGGUGUUCAUCUGUGAGCGCAGGUAUCCACGCAGAGAGUACUACUUCGCCAUCACCAUGGAGAGGUCCUAUCAGGGCCCGGUGCUGAUUGGCAGCUCGCAGGGGGGCGUGAACAUCGAAGAUGUUGCGGCGGAAAACCCAGACGCCAUUGUGAAGGAGCCCAUCGACAUUGUGGAGGGCAUUAAGAAGGAGCAGGCUGUCAAGGUCGCUCAGAAGAUGGGCUUCCCGGCGGCUCUGGUGAACGAGGCGGCGGAGAACAUGAUCAAACUGUACAAUCUGUUCAUCAAGUACGACGCCUCCAUGGUGGAGAUCAACCCCAUGGUGGAGGACUCCUCCGGCAUCGUGAUGUGCAUGGACGCCAAGAUCAACUUUGACUCCAACGCAGAGUACCGCCAGAAGAAGGUGUUCGAGAUGCAGGACUGGACCCAGGAGGACCCCCGGGACCGGCAGGCCGCCAAGGCAGACCUCAACUACAUCGGCCUGGACGGAACCAUCGGCUGUCUGGUGAACGGAGCCGGUCUGGCCAUGGCCACCAUGGACAUCAUCAAGCUCCACGGCGGCACACCGGCCAACUUCCUGGACGUGGGAGGAGGAGCCACAGCCCAUCAGGUGACCGAGGCCUUCAAGCUCAUCACCUCCGACAGGAAGGUCCAGGCCAUCCUUGUCAACAUCUUCGGAGGCAUCAUGAGGUGUGACGUCAUCGCCCAGGGCAUCAUCAUGGCUGUGAGAGACCUGGACCUCAAGAUCCCCAUCGUAGUGCGGUUACAAGGCACAAGAGUGGACGACGCCAAAGCUCUGAUCGCUGCCAGUCCACUGAAAAUCCUGGCCUGCGACGACCUGGAUGAAGCCGCCAAAAUGGUUGUUAAGCUUUCUGAAAUCGUCUCUCUGGCAAAGGAAGCUCAAGUGGACAUCACCUUCCAGCUGCCCAUCUAAGAAACCCAAGCACUUCCACCUCCACCUGCCCCCUCAGACACCCACAAAUCCACUCCCAAGACCGGGCAGCAGGACGGACCUCCCCGUUUAGUUUCUUCUUCUUUUUCUGGCUCUGUGGCGCGAUGGCACGACUGUGAUCCGGUUCCACCUCUUCUUCCCCCCCCAUCGUCUCUAACCCACAAACUUAUGUUGCACUUCAGUCGAUACGCACAAACCUCCACCUUUAAAUCCUCCUUCACGCUCCUUCACCAGCCGGUCCGUUUGCUUCGGUACUCGUCGGGAAGCGCUCUUCCUUUCGACCUUUCUUUAAAAAUGUUGAAAAAAAACGCGGCAGCCGAAGCAUUUUUCUGCUCGAUAUCAGCUUCAGCGUGUUUGUCACUAAACAGGAAUGUAACGGAAUAAGGAAUGAACUCGUUCGCCUUCAUGUGAGACUUUGUCCAUCAAAACACACAAACUGCCCGACUUGAGCCGCGACAUCGGCUUCAGGAAAUGGCCUCAAUUUUCUCCUCAGCGAGAGAACAAUAAACAACACUGCAGCAUUGAUUCGAUAAUCGUGCUCAGACGCAGACAUUGCUUCAGAGAUUGUGCCGGUUUUUUUUUUUUCCUCCCCUCCUGCAGGCCUCGGUGUUAUUUCUGUACCUCCUAUAAGUGUUCAUCAGCCCAUUCAUUACUCACAGAACAGAUGCUUGCUUCUUCUAAAGCUGGAGACUCGACUCUGACGGCGUUCAGGUUCACUGUCGAGCCUCCAGAGACGAUAAAAGAAUAAAGGAACUCUUCACUGCCGGGUUAGUUUAUCCUCAGCUUUGAGGAUCUGUUUGGAAUCUCGGCUGUGGACUCUCAUCGAUCGAUGCGGGAGUUUUCGCUCGUGUGCCGUCACGUUGAACACAGGUGGUACAUCACAGCCGAGUUGGUUAAAUAAAUGGAUCGCUCAGUGUUGAGCAAUUCAGAUGAGUCGACCGGAUCCUAUUUAGUGGAGGCACAUCUGUGAUUUUUACACUUACGAAGAAGAACACACGUCGUUAUUUGGGGUCGAUGGUGGCGUAAAUCACCACAAAUCCAUCUCGAACCGUCAUCGUAGCUUUAUUGUCACUAAAGUCUGGUGUUUGGUUGAGUUUAGACACCUGGUUAAGUUAAAGAGAGGAACAUCAGCUCGCUUCUACGUGUUGCAAAGCUCCAUCUCCUCCAUUUUCAGGGUGACACCUCCUCGAUUGCCGACUUUAUUGAGGUUACUGUCUGCUUAUCAGUGAUCAGAAUGAAUGAUUAAGCACCUGCUGGGUCCAGCAGAAGGUGGAGGAGGUCUGUUCUAGUUUGUAUACAUAAGGACGACCUAUGAUUGUUAUAGCGGUCUAAUGGUUUGAUGAUCCAGUAAACUAGCGUGGCGCUACGUCUCCACUCGUUACUCGUUAAAUUUCCAACUAAAUUCACCGUCAUGCAAAGUUCGUUGACGUAAACAGCAGGUGGCGCCACUUCUCCGGUUUAUGUCGCCGUUUAUUAGCCGGCUCUGUUUGCACUUUGUUGAGUUUUGCUUUUAGUGAAGCUGCAAAGAUUCUUGCAACUCCAAAAACAAACACCUGAUCAAAAGGCUUCGAGCGCUACGAAACUGAAAAGAUGAAUUGUUUCUGAAAUACCCGCAGCUGUUUAUCAGCACGCAGGUUUAUGGAAACACAUUGAUUUUCAAAAAUCUCUGCACAAUUAAUGUUACUUUAAAAAAAGGGGACGAGCAGAAAGUUGAGGCUGAUCUCCGUUUUUUCAGCCCAACAUUAAAUCACCCGUUAAUCGAGAAAAAACUACUGCCACGAGUUUCGUUCUUUUUUGCUUUAGGAUGUUAAAAGUUACAAGAAAUGGACUGUCGCCUGGUGGAGCCACUGGAAAUUUGCGUUCUAUUUAUUUGCUUUACUGCAGCGGCUGCUAACGUCGUGCCGUCGCGCCACAGUGAGGUAGCAGCUUUCUUUAAGAGUUUUUUUUGUUUCGUAACGUCAGGCGGGUCAAGUCCUCUCAGUCGAACUGUAAAACUUUCUUUCCCUUCCCUCCUCUUCCUCCUCCUCCUCCUCCUCAUCUCUCCUCCUCCAGCGCUCCAGACACAAGCCGACAUCGUGGGUUGUACGUCAUUUAUUUUAUCUUGUAAAUAACCAAACUGAUGUUCUCGCUCUGUAAAAUAUUUAUGCUCCCUGCGACGAGUACAACAAUAAAUACAGAGAACACCAA